This is a messenger RNA of Myzus persicae (green peach aphid), 1266 nucleotides long. RefSeq names its product protein snakeskin (gene Ssk). The record is from RefSeq and is a predicted model, not a curated record. Lineage: Eukaryota; Metazoa; Arthropoda; Insecta; Hemiptera; Aphididae. Gene Ontology annotation, biological process: septate junction assembly. The coding region runs from base 234 to 716 and encodes 160 amino acids. The transcript is spliced from 3 exons.
GACGAUAGGUAUGGGUAGGUCGUCAAACACACCGUCAUAAAGAUAACGAGAGGCGUAAAGCUCUCGCCCGCCGCAUCGCGCAAUCGACGGCAGUGGCAGCGAACUGCCAUCAGUGGCAAUACACCCAUAGAUACUUUUUGUACGAGUGCGCGAUUUGUCACACAACGAAUACAGACCGGACGACGAUUACAUUGUUUUAUAUACAUACACAUAGUCACUGAAGCGAAUUCACAAUGGUCAACAUAGCAAGCGUGGGCACGGUGAUCAUCAAAGUCGUGAAAUUGGUGUUGAACAUAAUCAUUUUGGUGCUAUACCGGACCGGGUAUCGCGGUGGGUUUUUGGGAGUCGGCGGCACGUGGAACUUGAACGAAGAGAAAAACCCGGAUGCGGAAAUAGUCGCUUCCGGUGUGUUUGUCGGUUUCUUCAUAUACACCAUUGUGAUCCUGAUAUCGUACGGGUUCGGGUCCAACCACCAGAAGAAAACGCUAGUGGAUAUAAUAAUGAAUUUCGUUGGAAUGUUCAUGUUUAUCGCCGUCGGCGGCAUAGCACUCCACUAUUGGAUUGGUUAUCAGAACGAAAACAAAUACAUCAGCGUCACUUCCGAACGUGCCAUAGGCAUCACGGUGGGCGUGCUGUGCGUUCUUUCCGGUGCCGUUUACCUGGUUGAUACCGUUCUGUCGUUUAUACAUUUCGCCAGAGAAAUGGAGUUCGAUUAAGACUUAAGAGGAGCGACUGCGACCAAUUUAAGUUAAUUAAAAUAUAGAUAAUUUAUCCAUAAGUUUGACGGUGUUACUCUUAUACGACAUAUAUGUAUACGUAUACACUAAAAAUCUGCCUGUAUAAAUAUAAUAUUAUGUAUACAAUCCGAAAGGAUAAAUGAACCGUGGAAUGUGCACGUGAGCGGAUAGUCUAUACAUGCAUGAGUGUGUAUGAUAUAUAGUAUUUUAAAAACGUUCAAACAUAUAAAUAAUAUAAUAAUAUACUAUGUGCUUUGUGAAACAAUAUCAAAUAAUUAAUAAUUAACUUUUUUUCUACUCAUUAUGUACCUAUUACUUAUACCUAUUUAAAUCUAACGACAUUCCAUCCAUGUAUAAGUCUUAAUAGUGUUUUGUAAAUAUAAUAAUAUAAAAAAGUCUUAUAUGUAGUAUAUAUUUAUAUAAUAAUAUGUUGUAUUAAUAGUUAGAUAUGUUAUAAUUAUAUUUAAAUACCGUGUAUAAGUACAAAUACAUUACACCAGCGAUCGUUUGUAUUUUAUUACAGAAUUAA